Molecule: messenger RNA, 3056 nt
Organism: Punica granatum (pomegranate)
Lineage: Eukaryota; Viridiplantae; Streptophyta; Magnoliopsida; Myrtales; Lythraceae
Source: RefSeq, a predicted model, not a curated record
GGGAAUCAGAUUUUUUCCAAUUGCUUUUGCACAGCCAUGUUUGCUUUCGGCUGGCUUUUCUACUCUUUCCGAGUUUCUCUCCUCUGCGUCAUUAAUUGUUAGCUCACUGGCUGGCUGUUCGUCUACUUCUCUCUCUCUCUCUCUGCUCACUCCCGGCGGUAGGUCUAUGAUCUGUAACGCGAGUUCUACAGCUUCCGCCGCCGCCGUGUUGUCGCCCAACUGAAGUGAAUGGACUGAGGUGAUAGCUUCUCCUUUUAGGGUUUCGUAAUUCGUCGAUUCUGGCUUAAUUACUCCGUGCUUUGAUCCGCAAUCGUCCGCUGAUGGUCCAACCCGGGAAGCAAUACUCGAUAGCUGUUUCAAUUUUGUGAAUGCAACUGCUUUAAGUUCUAAUUAGGGUUGAAGGGGUUGUAGAUCUCUCUGCGAUCAAGCGAAAAGGCGGUGACUUGCCGGUGCUAUCAUCUGUCUAGGUGUUGGGAGAAGUCGGUUUACGGAUUCAUGGCCGAUUCUGUGUCAGAGGAUACUAAGGGGAUUGAGAAUUUGAUAGCUGCGAGGAAGACUCUGAUGCUAAGCUUAGAGAAGUCAAAAGCCCUAACUUCAGCGCUAGACAGAGCGGGCCCCAGAUUGGCCGAGAUUAACCAGAGGCUGCCAUCCUUGGAGUCGGUGGUCCGGCCGAUUCGUGCUGAUAAGGAUGCCCUGGUUGCUGUUGGGGGCCAUAUUAACCGGGCGGUGGGCCCUGCUGCAGCCGUGCUUAAGGUGUUCGAUGCCGUCCAUGGCCUUGAGAAGAUGCUGUUGUCAGACCCGCGAAAUGAUCUGCCUGGGUACUUGUCGGUGUUGAAACGCCUUGAGGAGGCUCUGAGGUUUCUUGGGGAUAAUUGUGGGUUGGCGAUUCAGUGGUUGGAGGACAUAGUUGAGUAUCUGGGGGAUAAUACGAUGGCUGAUUCUCGGUACCUCUCUAGUCUGAAGAAAUCCCUGCAGGGUCUUGGGGAUUUUCAAAGCAAUGAGAAACGGACCCAUCUCGAUGGGGGGCUAUUGAAUGCCGCCCUUGAUAAGUUAGAAGGUGAAUUCCGUCGGCUCCUGACAGAACACAGUGUUCCUCUACCAAUGUCAUCUUCAUCUUCUCCCAAUGAGCCAGCUUGUAUUGCUCCAUCGCCCUUGCCUGUCACGGUUAUUCAAAAGUUGCAGGCCAUCCUUGGAAGGUUGAUUGCAAACAAGAGGCUUGAGAGGUGCAUAUCAAUUUAUGUUGAAGUCCGUAGCUCCAAUGUGAGGGCAAGCUUGCAGGAGCUCAAUUUGGAUUAUCUUGAAAUAUCAAUAUCCGAGUUUAACGAUGUUCAGAGCAUAGAGGGGUAUAUAGCGCAAUGGGGGAAGCAUCUCGAGUUUGCGGUGAAGCACUUGUUUGAGGCAGAGUAUAAGCUGUGCAAUGAUGUAUUUGAACGUUUUGGCAUGGAUGUUUGGAUGGGUUGCUUCGCAAGGAUAGCUGCUCAAGCUGGUAUUCUCGCAUUUCUUCAAUUCGGGAGAACUGUCACGGAGAGUAAGAAGGACCCAGUCAAGCUCCUCAAGUUAUUGGAUAUAUUCACAUCUUUGAACCAAUUGAGGUUGGAUUUUAAUCGGCUUUUUGGUGGAGCAGCUUGUGCUGAGAUUCAGAAUCUGACAAGGGAGCUCAUAAAGAGGGUAAUUGAUGGAGCGAGUGAGAUCUUCUGGGAGCUUUUGGUACAGGUUGAGCUGCAAAGGCAGUCUCCACCUCCGACAGAUGGGUGUGUCCCAAGAUUGGUGAGCUUUGUGACUGACUACUGCAAUAGACUGCUUGGGGACGACUACAAGCCGAUCUUGACCCAGGUUUUGGUUAUACAUCGGAGCUGGAAGCAUGAGAAGUUCCAGGAGAGGUUCCUUAUAACUGAGAUUCUAAAGAUCAUCACAGCUAUUGAACUGAAUCUAGAGUCUUGGAUGAAGGCAUACGAGGACAGCACACUCGCGAGCUUCUUCAUGAUGAACAACCACUGGCAUUUGUUUAAGCAAUUGAAGGGGACAAAGCUUGGAGAGCUAUUGGGAGAUUCAUGGUUGAGGGAGCACGAACAGUCCAAGGAUUACUACAUGACAGUUUUCCUGAAGGAAAGUUGGGGGCUGCUUCCCGGUCAUUUAAGUCGGGAAGGCCUGAUUCUUUUCUCGGGUGGACGGGCAACUGCACGGGAUCUAGUCAAGAAACGGCUGAAGAAUUUCAAUGAAGCGUUCGAUUCCUUGUACUCGAAGCAGUCGAACUGGGUCAUCUUGGAGAAGGACUUAAGGGAGAGGACCUGCCAGCAGAUUGUGCAAGCAGUUGUUCCUGUAUACAGGAGCUUCAUGCAGAAUUACGGGCCGUUAGUCGAGAAAGACCAGAGCUCAAGCAAGUAUGCCAAGUAUACAGUGCAAAAUAUGGAGAGCAUGCUGGGCUCUCUGUUUCAGGUGAAACCAGCUAGAUAUGGCAGCUUCAAGGGAAGACAGCCUUCUGGCAAAUUUAAUAACAUGCUACCUGAUCACCGCCGUACUGCGUCUGCUGUGAUGUGAAUGACCCAACCCACCAUACACUGGCCUUCUAUUGUGUACAUACAAUAUAUCAGUUGGGUUAUCUCGUUGUAUUUGGGAAAUGAAAGGUUAAAAUGAUCUUGAAGGUCUCCCAGAGUAUCGCAAAACUGGAAUCAUCAUCAUCGUGUUGCAAGUUUGUAGCUUUACCAGUUCAGGUCAUCGAUAGCUCAGUCAGUGUAACUACUCAAUUCUUUUCGAUUUCUUUUUCGUUUUGACAGAUUCAUCCUAGGCCAUUGGUUCCUGUUGCUAGGUAGCUGGCAGUAUAAAUUUUGAGAAUUGCUGGGUUCUGUGUGUACCAUUUAUCAAUCCACCUAGAUGCAUUCAGCAGCCUAGCAGCGAGUAAAUUAUGUUACUUCCUCAUUAGUAGUUAGUUUUCCUGUUUUACUAGAUUGUGUCUGUUGUAGAGAAAGGCAGCAUUUUACCCAAAGAAUAGUUGGCAAUAAAGUUGUGAAUCACGGCCCCGUAUUAUUUAUUAAAAUUUGGCCGUGGCUGCUGAGAUU